Molecule: messenger RNA, 564 nt
Organism: Peniophora sp. CBMAI 1063
Lineage: Eukaryota; Fungi; Basidiomycota; Agaricomycetes; Russulales; Peniophoraceae
Source: the annotation of a GenBank genome assembly
AUGGGCCUCACCGUCUCCAGCUUUUGGGGCUCCUUAAGCAGUCUUGUGCACUGGAGAAAGGACGAGGACGUCCGCAUACUCAUGCUCGGACUUGACUCGGCCGGAAAGACGACGAUCUUGUACAGGCUACAGAUCGGCGAGGUCGUGUCUACUAUACCCACAAUUGGCUUCAAUGUUGAGACUGUACAAUACAAGAACAUCAAGUUCCAAGUAUGGGAUCUUGGUGGCCAGUCAAGCAUACGACCGUAUUGGCGAUGCUACUUCCCAAACACAGCGGCCAUCAUCUACGUCAUUGACAGCGCGGAUACUGCACGACUGCAAACAUCACGGGAAGAGUUGUUGACAAUGCUCAGCGAGGAGGAGCUUAACGGCGUGCCACUACUUGUCUUCUGUAACAAGCAGGACGCACAGGGUGCAAUGGCGCCAGACGCCAUCAGCGCCGAGCUUGGACUUGCGGGUGGCGAGAAGGGCCGUGACUGGAGCGUUCGCGGUUCAUGUGCUUUGAAGGGUGAGGGCUUGGAGGAGGGACUUGAUUGGCUGGUGAAUGCGAUACAGAAAAAGUAG